AUGAAACGGUCCUGCUUCCAAUUGGACACUCGGGAGAUGAAGCCCCGGAAGGAGAGGACGGCCUUCACCAAGCACCAGAUCCGAGAGCUGGAGAACGAAUUCACCGUCUCCAACUACCUCACGCGGCUCCGUCGAUACGAGAUCGCCAUCGCCCUCGACCUCACCGAAAGACAGGUGAAGGUGUGGUUCCAGAACCGUCGAAUGAAGUGGAAGAGAACCAAAGGCAACGGAGGGAAUCGAAAGUCCCGAUCGGAGAAGCAAGUCUCGGAUUGA
Darwinula stevensoni is the source of this 273-nucleotide messenger RNA. The record is from the annotation of a GenBank genome assembly. Lineage: Eukaryota; Metazoa; Arthropoda; Ostracoda; Podocopida; Darwinulidae.